UUGAAAAGAGACGACUAUAUUGUAGGCAUUUUAGGUGCGGCCAUAUUGAUUGUAGCAAGCGACAAAGAACGAAAAACUAGUGUGACAACGAUUCUAUACAAAUCGAAAAAAGCAGCGGCGGCGUAAAGACGACGGCGAUCAUCAACCAUCUGAAAAGAUUUACACCCGACGACAUUGAAAAAAUACAACAAAAAAAAAACGUAUAGAAGCGGCGCUUGUCAGAAUUACAAAAAGAAAAAACGUAGUAGAGAAAAAAAGUCGAGCAAAAAAGCUUAAAACAGAAAGAAAAAAAAUUCGGAACGAAGGCGACGAGCAAAUUUUUUUGAAAUCACACAAAAAAAGCACAACGACGCCGGGAUAAAACGAAAUUUUUUAAUUUUAAAUUAAAAAAAUCGGAAAAGGAUUUUUUUAUAAAACAAGUUUUAUUAAAUUCUACUACUACACAAAUUAAAUAUUUUGCACAAUGUCUGAACGUGAAAAUAAUGUUUACAAGGCUAAAUUAGCCGAACAAGCAGAACGCUAUGAUGAAAUGGUUGAGGCCAUGAAAAAAGUUGCCUCGAUGGAUGUUGAAUUAACCGUUGAAGAACGUAACCUUUUAUCGGUAGCAUAUAAAAAUGUUAUUGGAGCACGUCGUGCCUCAUGGCGUAUUAUUACCUCGAUCGAACAGAAGGAGGAGAAUAAGGGUGCCGAAGAGAAAUUGGAAAUGAUCAAAACUUAUCGCGGCCAGGUUGAAAAAGAAUUGCGCGAUAUCUGUUCGGACAUUUUAAAUGUACUCGAGAAACAUCUCAUUCCAUGUGCCACCACAGGCGAAAGUAAAGUAUUUUAUUAUAAGAUGAAGGGUGAUUAUCAUCGUUAUUUGGCUGAGUUUGCUACCGGUUCAGAUCGCAAAGAUGCCGCUGAAAACUCAUUGAUUGCCUAUAAGGCAGCCAGUGAUAUUGCCAUGAACGAUCUGCCACCAACACAUCCCAUCCGUUUGGGUUUGGCGCUUAACUUUUCGGUAUUCUAUUAUGAAAUUUUGAACUCACCCGAUCGUGCAUGCCGCUUGGCGAAAGCAGCUUUCGACGAUGCCAUUGCCGAAUUGGACACAUUAAGUGAAGAAAGCUACAAAGACUCCACACUCAUUAUGCAACUGCUGAGGGAUAACCUUACAUUAUGGACGUCUGAUAUGCAAGCCGACGGUGAUGGUGAACAAAAAGAGCAAAUCCAAGAUGUUGAAGAUCAGGAUGUGUCGUAAUUUAAGUAACAACCCCCAUUAAAACAAAACAAAAAAACAAAACAAAAAAUCCCCUAUAAAAUUACUAUUUGCAUUUCUUAUUUCUAAAACAAACAAACAAACAAACAAAAAAACCAACAAACUGUUUCUCCAGUUAUAUUACUACACCACAAAACAACAAACAAACAUCCACAAACCACCAAAAAUAAUCUUCUUACAAAAACAACAACAAAAAUUUUGUUCAUUCAUACACGCGGUUCGUUCGUUCUCUAUUAGUUCAUAAUACGAAGAAAAAUCACAAACAGCAGCAUGUUUUUCUUUUUUUUUUCUUUGAUUUUUUUUUGUGUUUUUUCUUAUUGGUAGUAAUUAUUACAAUAAAAUGUAAUUAAUCUAUAUUUUUGCCCAAUUUUCUAUAGAUUUUGGUUUUUUGUUUACACGCCACCACUACCCGCCAUCCCCCCCCUUUCAGCGUUUCUCUCUAACAUUGUGGAUUUUUAAAAAUAAAAACAAAAACAGCUCGUUGUUGUCCUUUCGCUCUCGUGUGUACCGUUCGUUCUUUCUCAAUAAAACAAAUUUCUCCUUUGCUAUCAAACCAGAGCCCCCUCCCUCCAUGCCCAUUUAAAUGUGUGAAUUUUUUUGCAUUAAUACAUAAUAAAUAUUAUAAAAAAAUAAAUAUAUAUAUUAAAGCAAAACAACAACAACAAAAAUACAUCAAAAAAAUAAUAAACAACAAAAAAUAAAAUAAAACAAAACAAAAAA
Calliphora vicina (urban bluebottle blowfly) is the source of this 1972-nucleotide messenger RNA. RefSeq names its product tyrosine 3-monooxygenase/tryptophan 5-monooxygenase activation protein epsilon (gene 14-3-3epsilon). NCBI's taxonomy places the organism in Eukaryota, Metazoa, Arthropoda, Insecta, Diptera, Calliphoridae. The record is from RefSeq and is a predicted model, not a curated record. The transcript has 5 exons. Bases 464 to 1234 code for a protein of 256 amino acids. Gene Ontology annotation, cellular component: cytoplasm. Gene Ontology annotation, biological process: intracellular protein localization; regulation of mitotic cell cycle; signal transduction. Gene Ontology annotation, molecular function: phosphoserine residue binding.